AUGCUGAGCACCUCGACGACCAACGGCCACCCCUUGUUUGCGUUCGGUGGGGGGAAUGGGCCUUCUGUUCAAGACGGCGGAGAUUCGACGGGCGCCUACGACUUUUUGCCCUCUGUGAGCUUUGACGAUCUCCAGAGCAGCCUCGAGUCCGCGUCCACCGACUUCAAGCUGACCCAGUUCCCAUCACCCACCGGCCAGGGCAGCAUCCUCGAGUCGGGCACCAUGACUGAAAAACCACCCACCGCUCUUCCCAGUGCCAGCACGCCCCGAGCCGCUGGAAACGCGCCCCCCGUCUCGCGCCCGGGGCGGUCCGGCUCCAUACUCAGGCGACCCAGCACGUCGACCCGACAGACGAGCAUUUCAUCCACCAUGUCGGCCUCGUCUGGUGGUGGUGGUGGCGAGUCAGCCAGGCAGAGAAAAAGGGAAUAG
This is a messenger RNA of Verticillium dahliae VdLs.17, 429 nucleotides long. RefSeq lists its product as uncharacterized. The record is from RefSeq and is a predicted model, not a curated record. NCBI's taxonomy places the organism in Eukaryota, Fungi, Ascomycota, Sordariomycetes, Glomerellales, Plectosphaerellaceae. The transcript has 2 exons. Bases 1 to 429 code for a protein of 142 amino acids.